Molecule: messenger RNA, 1062 nt
Organism: Scedosporium apiospermum
Lineage: Eukaryota; Fungi; Ascomycota; Sordariomycetes; Microascales; Microascaceae
Product: Alkylated DNA repair protein AlkB
Exons: 2
Coding region: 1-1062 (353 amino acids)
Cellular component (GO): cytoplasm; nucleus
Source: RefSeq, a predicted model, not a curated record
AUGACGCUGGAUCUCACAGAGCUGGAUGCCCAUGAGCAGCCAGCCGACUGGUCGAGGUCUAUAUGGAAAGGCAUCUCUAGAGCGGAACAGAAGGAACUCUUGUCGAAUCCUAUGAUCACGGAUCCGAGGUCGUCCGACCAUCUACCCCGCCUCCGGCAGGCCGGCGCAAUAGCAAGUACUCAAUUAUCCAAGGCCUACUCUCACCUGGGCCACUCGACAGAGUCAGAAGAACUGGCAGAUGCGCCAAUAUACUAUCACCCUUUGCUUCCAGCAGGUCUCCUCAUCAUUCCCAAUCUCCUCAGCCCUGAAGUGCAGCAAACUCUUCUUUCUCGGCUGAUCCAUAGAGAUCUCAGUAACCCCAAGCACCAAACUAACCUUCAUCUUCAUUAUGAUCUUCCUUAUCCUCAAGACGAAUCAUCAUCCCCAGAAGCGAGGUCCUUCUUCACCUAUCCCCCAGACUCGUCCAUCCGCUUUAAACCUAAGGACCCCACGGUCCAUAAACCUCUGUCCAUAAAGCAAGUUAUGGAACGUCGUCUCCACUGGGUGACCCUCGGCGGCCAGUACGAUUGGACGAAUCGUGUUUAUCCAGGCGAAGAGCCGCCGUCCUUCCCUCUCGAUCUCGCAGGAUUCCUGGAAGAUUUAUUCCCAGAAACGGUCGCGCAGGCUGCGAUUGUGAACUUUUACACGCCAGGAGAUACGAUGAUGCUGCACCGUGACGUGAGUGAGAGGACGGACAAGGGGUUGAUUAGUCUCAGCAUGGGGUGUGACGGGCUCUUCAUGAUUACGCCUAAUGAUAUGAAGGAACCGCCCAAGAAAGAGGACGGGUCGGAUUGGGAUGCAAAGGAAGGGUUGGACUACUUGAUUCUACGAAUCCGAUCCGGAGAUGCGAUUUACAUGACACAAGAGUCCAGAUAUGCGUGGCAUGGGGUGCCGAAGGUGCUAAAAGGGACGUGCCCAGACUUCCUGGCUGACUGGCCGGCGGAGGAUGGAAAGUGUGAAGGAUGGAAGGGCUGGAUCCAGAAUAAGAGGAUAAAUCUCAACGUGAGGCAGAUGAAAGAUUGA